Messenger RNA from Fusarium redolens, 1876 nucleotides. Its product is annotated as FAD dependent oxidoreductase-domain-containing protein. Gene Ontology annotation, cellular component: cytoplasm. The record is from RefSeq and is a predicted model, not a curated record. The coding region runs from base 148 to 1674 and encodes 508 amino acids. The transcript has 2 exons. Gene Ontology annotation, molecular function: oxidoreductase activity. NCBI's taxonomy places the organism in Eukaryota, Fungi, Ascomycota, Sordariomycetes, Hypocreales, Nectriaceae.
CUAACAACAACCCUGUCUAACCUAUCAUUUGUGGUUGGAGGCAUCGUAAAAUGCUACUAUACAUGCCGAGUGUUCCUGUUUGAUAGCUAUAUAUUCUCUCCAUGGUAAGUCAACAUGUUCGUCUGACCAUAAAUCUCACCGCCAAACAUGGGUUCUAUUAUAUCGACGCUUAAAUCAACAGCAUCGGCCGUAUUCUCCGGCUAUAGGACAGUUCUCACGCUUUACAAGCAAUUCUCAUCUCUUCUUGAACGCGCGUCCUCAGAACCAGGAUUUCCCGUCCCAGAGCCAACAAAGUCAUACUGGCUCGACGAUCCGCCAUUCCCGGCACUAUGCGACAUCCAAGAUGAGAAGCUUCCCUCAGAAGUAGACAUGGUCGUCAUCGGCAGCGGUAUCACAGGUGCAGCCGUAACAAAAUCGCUGCUAGAGCUCUCCGACUCCAACCUUAGAGUUGUAGUCUGUGAGGCAAGACAGCUAUGCAGUGGUGCAACGGGUAGAAAUGGCGGACAUAUUAAAAGUGCGCCAUAUGAUGAAUUCGCCAUGUUCAAGUCAAAGUUGGGGCCAGAAGAUGCGAGGAGGAUAGUGAGGUUUAAGAGAAGUCAUUUGGACAUGAUGAAGCAACUGGGGAACAAUAUUGAGGCGGCUGAGGUUAGAGAGGUUGAGACGGUGGAUGUUUUUGUUGAGAGGGAGGAUUUUGAAAAGGCGAAGAAACAGGUUGAAGAUGUCAGGGAGUGGAUGCCCGAGGAGAAGCAUCGGGUUUGGGAGGCGGAGGAGGCGAGAAAGGAGCUUGGUGUGAAUGAGCUGGUUGUGGGAGCCGUGACUUAUACGGCUGGUGCACUGUGGCCAUAUCGUCUUGUAUCGAGUGUUUGGAACGAUUUACUUGAGCGGUUCUCGGGGUUGAGUAUCAACACUCACACACCCGUUGAGAAGGUAUCUCAUAACUCGGAUGGAUCUUACACAGUCACGACACCUCGUGGAAUCAUCAAGACGAAACACGUUAUCCACACAACGAACGCCCAUGCUGGACAACUUCUCCCUCCAGUAAGGGGCUGUGUCGUCGGUGCCAUUGCACACAUGAGCGCUCAACGACCAGGAUCUUCAUUCCCACCAACCCACGGAAACCGCUCCUGGUCAGUUAUCUACAGCCCAGGCUUCGAUUAUAUCACCCAACGCCCAGAUAGACCCAACGGAACACCUGGUGAUCUAAUGAUAGGAGGAGGAUUCUUCCGAAGUCGUGAAGACGGUCUCGAUCAAGUUGGAAUCUGGGACGAUAGCAAAACCCACGCCCUUCCUCUAAUGCACAUCCGCGGCGUAAUGCCCUCAAUCUACGAACCGAACUGGGGCUCCGGAAGCAGUCUUAUUAAAGCCUGGACUGGAAUUAUCGGCUUCACGGGCGAUUUGAUGCCUCUUGUUGGACGAGCCCCUGAGUCAAAGGUUGAGAAAGAUUCAGGGGAGUGGAUGGCUGCUGGGUUCUGUGGCGAGGGCAUGGUAUAUGCUUGGCUUUGUGGGACGGCGUUGGCGGUUAUGGUUCUUGGUAAGGAGGGUGAGAAGUUGGGGGAUGGCGUUGGGAGGCCGGGAGGGAGGUUGGAGGAGUGGUUUCCGGGGGAUCUUUUGGGGGUUGAUAAGGAGAGGUUGAGGAGGGCUUAUAUCGCCAAUGCUGCGGAGUUUUUUGAGUAGACGCUUGAAUAUUGCACUGAAGCAAUGAGACAUGGAUUGUUUACUGGUUCAGCUGAGAAAUUGUGGUCUGUGAUGGGGGAUGGUGUGGAGUGAGGCGUUGACGGCUGUCUGCCAGUGCAAGCUAAGGCUUCAUGCAUCACCACUUUCAUCUCACGUGUAAUCGAUAUCCUCCACCUGAGCAGUGCGAGCUUUCUUAAUGCUA